AGGGCUUUUGUGCCUGCUAAUUGCACCAUUUGUGCGCAAAAGUUCCAGUGCGAAGUGUCAACUCUCAACAAAAGGAAACCUGAGACAACUGGAGUGCCCUGGUUUAUGUGCCCGCUCCUCCUCCACCGCCGCCGCCUCCUCUUUCUCCUUCCUCCCGCCGAGCCUGCUGUUGCAGCUUGUUUGCACUGGGGCUUAUCCGGAGCGGAAAUUCCUUUCCGUUUUUGUGAAUGACAAACUCAUUAACAAUUCAUCAACACAACCUGUUCCAGCCGGCCCGUCCCCACGGCAACAGCCACUUCCGCAGCGCGCUCAUUGGCUGGCUCUGAGAAUGUAUCCAUUGAGACGCUCGCUGUUUGUAUCCAUUGAGGAGCUGCCUAGCGCAGGGGUUGUGCGAAGACUGAGACCGAGGGACAGUGAGCAAAUAGAGGCUCGAAUAAGCCCAGGAGAAAGACACCCGGGUGGGUUUGAGGUGCAGCCUUGGAGGGAGGGAUUAGGAGCCUCUGGACUUUUUUUCUUUCUCUCGGUUCAGUAGCACGGAGUCCGGAGUCCGGAUUAAUUGGAUUUCAUUCACUAGGGAGGGACAGAACUGUCUAGGCAGCUCCAUUCAGAGAGAUCCAUUGACACCAAGAGCGGCAGCAGCACAGUGCAGAGGGAACCGCCGGCUUCCCUUCUGUCUCGCCCUCCCCAACCGCUAACCCGGUUUGGGAAAGGCGAGGCGGAAUCAAACCCUGCUCCGGGAGCGGCAGGUUAGCUCGGCGCACUCGGCCUAUGCCUGCCCCGAGGGGCGUCUGGUAGGCUCUCUCCUUCGCCCUCAGCUCGACCCUCAUGAUAGAUAAGCUCAGACCCGUGCCCUUUGCGUCGGAAAUGGCGAUCAGCAAGACGGUGGCGUGGCUCAACGAGCAGCUGGAGCUGGGCAACGAGCGGUUGCUGCUGAUGGACUGCCGGCCGCAGGAGCUGUACGAGUCGUCGCACAUCGAGUCGGCCAUCAACGUGGCCAUCCCGGGCAUCAUGCUGCGGCGCCUGCAGAAAGGCAACCUGCCUGUGCGCGCGCUCUUCACGCGCGGCGAGGACCGGGACCGCUUUACCAGGCGCUGCGGCACCGAUACCGUGGUGCUCUACGAUGAGAGCAGCAGCGAGUGGAACGAGAACACGGGUGGCGAGUCGGUGCUCGGGCUCCUGCUCAAGAAGCUCAAGGAUGAGGGCUGCCGGGCGUUCUACCUGGAAGGUGGCUUCAGUAAGUUCCAAGCCGAGUUCGCCCUGCAUUGCGAGACCAACCUAGACGGCUCGUGUAGCAGCAGCUCGCCGCCCUUGCCAGUGCUGGGACUCGGGGGCCUGCGGAUCAGCUCCGACUCCUCCUCGGACAUUGAGUCUGACAUUGACCGAGACCCCAAUAGUGCCACUGACUCGGAUGGCAGUCCGCUGUCCAACAGCCAGCCUUCCUUCCCGGUAGAGAUCUUGCCCUUCCUCUACCUGGGCUGUGCCAAGGACUCCACCAACCUGGACGUGUUGGAGGAGUUCGGCAUCAAGUACAUCUUGAAUGUCACCCCCAACUUGCCGAAUCUCUUUGAGAACGCAGGAGAGUUUAAAUACAAGCAGAUCCCUAUCUCGGAUCACUGGAGCCAAAACUUGUCCCAGUUUUUCCCUGAGGCCAUUUCUUUCAUAGAUGAAGCCCGGGGCAAAAACUGUGGUGUCUUGGUGCAUUGCUUGGCUGGCAUCAGCCGCUCGGUCACCGUGACUGUGGCUUACCUUAUGCAGAAGCUUAAUCUGUCGAUGAACGAUGCUUAUGACAUUGUCAAGAUGAAGAAAUCCAAUAUUUCUCCCAACUUCAACUUCAUGGGCCAGUUGCUGGACUUCGAGAGGACACUGGGGCUGAGCAGCCCCUGUGACAACCGGGCCCCGGCUCAGCAGCUGUAUUUCACCACUCCCUCCAACCAGAAUGUCUACCAGGUGGACUCUCUACAAUCCACGUGAAAGGGCCCCAUACCCCUCCCUGAUGGGUUGUGGCCAUUCCUUCAGCAGUUUCCCUUGGCAGUAUCAGCUGGGCUGCUUUGUUUGUGUGUGGCCCCCAGGGUCAAAAUGACACCAGCUGUCUGUAUCAGAAAAGGUUACCAAGUACGGAAUUAGUUAUUACGAAGUGAGAGAUUUGCACCAUUCCCUAUGGAAGAACAGGACAUGCAUACAGGCAGUAGUUUUGCUCUGUACCCAGGUGUACAGCCUACCCAUGCAGGGACUGGAAUUCCAGAACUUCCAGGUAUAUAGGGUAGGACCAAGUGGUAGGGUAGGAGCAUGUGUUCUUAAGGCCUUCUAUGGCUGUUUCCUUUGCAUCUGGAACUGACUAUAUAUUGUCUUCAGUGAAGACUGAUUCAAUUUGCAUAUAAAGGAGCCAAAGAGAGGUUUCAGCUCUGUAUUUGUGGAAUCGGUUUGGGGGGAGGAAAAAAAAAAAAAAAAAAAACACCUGAUAUUACAUUUGAUUAUUGUAAAUAUUUGAUCUGAAAUUACUCGACAGUGUUUGAAUUGUGUUUGUUUUUUCCUUGAUGGGUUUAUAAGAAAUCAUCCAAAGGGAGAAAGAGCAGUAUACCACUUAAAAUGAAAUAGAAAAGUUUGCUCUUUUCCAAUCCAAAGGGUGUAUUUGUAGCAUGCUCAACUUUACCAGCUCUGAGUGACAUUUUCAUGGACAAUAUUACCACUAAAACCUUGUUAUGGUGCAGUCUUUAGUCUUUUAUGUAUCUUCCUUGUGAUUUUUUCCGUCUUAAUGUAGUUUGACUAUGCCUUACUUUUGUAAAUAUUUUGGCUUGUCUUGUCUCAAAGUGGAUAUCUUGGAAAGACGCCAAAAUCAUGGGCUUGCUUUUUUUUUUUUAAACUUCAGCUGUGCUAUACAGCAUAUUACCUCUGUACAAAAUUCUUCAGGGAGUGUCACCUCAAAUGCAAUACUUUGAGUUGGUUUCUUUCCUUUUCUUAAAAAAAAAUUGUAUGAAACUGGAAGUGUGUGUGUGCGCACGGGUACCCACUUGGUAAGUGAAAUGCAUAUGAUUGUGAAGAAGGGAGAGUUAAAUUGCUCCAUUAUGUUCAUGAUGUAAAGUUUUGAGCUGGAAUUUAUUAUAAGAAUGUAAAACCUUAAAUUAUUAAUAAAUAACUAUUUUGUCUAU
Molecule: messenger RNA, 3146 nt
Organism: Orycteropus afer afer
Lineage: Eukaryota; Metazoa; Chordata; Mammalia; Tubulidentata; Orycteropodidae
Gene: DUSP6
Product: dual specificity phosphatase 6
Biological process (GO): regulation of heart growth; protein dephosphorylation; positive regulation of apoptotic process
Cellular component (GO): cytosol; cytoplasm
Molecular function (GO): MAP kinase tyrosine/serine/threonine phosphatase activity; protein tyrosine/threonine phosphatase activity
Source: RefSeq, a predicted model, not a curated record